Messenger RNA from Patiria miniata (bat star), 1850 nucleotides. It is a transcript of the gene hmbox1, whose product is annotated as homeobox-containing protein 1-like. Lineage: Eukaryota; Metazoa; Echinodermata; Asteroidea; Valvatida; Asterinidae. Gene Ontology annotation, cellular component: nucleus. The record is from RefSeq and is a predicted model, not a curated record. The coding region runs from base 223 to 1575 and encodes 450 amino acids. The transcript has 6 exons. Gene Ontology annotation, molecular function: double-stranded telomeric DNA binding. Gene Ontology annotation, biological process: positive regulation of DNA-templated transcription.
AGUAAAGUCAGUGCCUAGCUAAGAGAAAACGGACAUGCUUUAAUUAAUAUUCGCAGUCUGGGUACAAGACACGACCUCAUUAAUAAUCGGAUUUAACGACGGACCACGUUUUGCGAACUGGGUGUGGAGAAAUUAACAUAAUCGGUCACGGUUUCAGUGGAUCUUAACGACAAAUAACUACCACAAAGCCUGCAGUUUUUCUCGUUAAAAAUCAUUUUCGAGAUGAUGUCCACACCAGUGAAAAACAUGUCGACUGAACCCAGGUACACCAUUGAGCAAAUCUCCCUACUUCACCGCCUCCUUCGAACGGGCUUGACGAAACAAGACAUCAUCCAUGCGCUGGACUCGAUGACAAAGAUGGAUGCCGAGCUACAGGCAUCGAGUCUUCCCCUGACGGGCGCGGCCACGGGGGUGGGGUGCAACUACGCUGCGAGCGCAAGACCGUCUGUGCAGAUCGUGCCGACCGCUUCCCCGGCAAAUAUGGGAAUGCAGAGAGGAACUGGGGGGACCCAGGGCAGAGAUGGUGGAGGGACGCAGGGCACACUGGGACACGAGGGUGGGGUGAAUGGAACGCAAGGCGGGGCCGGGAUCCUUCAAGGGAUGUCGCAAGAGGUCAUGUGCGGGGUGGAGAACUUCCAGAAUGUGUCGGAUGAAGAAGUGGACAUUUUGUUUCGCCGGGGGCCAAUGGCCGUCAAAUCAGAAAUCCGCGCUUUCCUGAACAAGUGGAGGCUGUCGCAGAACCAAAUCUCCAUGGCGACGGGCAUCAGCCAGAGUUACAUCUCGUCGUUCCUCAUCCACGGCUUCAUGAUGAAGCACUCCACCCAGGAGCUGCUGUAUCGAUGGUAUCUCAGCAAAAAGCGGGAGAUGGAGGACUUAGGUGGUCAACCCGAUAUUGAACACUUGGAGAAUGGGACACAUUCCGCAGCAUCCAUAGACAUGUCCCAGUCCUUCACCAGUCCCAACAAUGACAACUUCUUGCCGACGUUCAAACGCAGGGAGCGUUUCACGUGGAAGGAUGCGCACAUCCGUAUCAUGGAGAGCUACUACAGCAAGAAUCCGUAUCCCAACGACUUUGAGCGCGAGAAGAUCAUGGAGGCUUGCAACAGCGAAUCUCAGCAAUCAGGGGAAGCAAUACCGGACAGCAAAUGGGUGACAUCAUCCAAGGUGUACAACUGGUUUGCCAACAGACGGAAAGACUCCAACAGACGAAAGCGACUAAGUCAGAGACUAGAUAAUGAAGGGAGUGCUGAUGUGCAGAACGCUGGUACAGACCAACUCGCCCAAAGUGACCACACGCAUUACGCAUCUUCAAGUCCGCAGAAUGUACACGUCAUCGAAGUGCACCAAAACGACGGCGAAGACCACGAAACGGACGACCUGGCCGGCCGCGAGGUUCACGUGGUCCAAUUACAGAUGGGCGGCGAGCAGCCUCAAAACCACGGGAGACAAGUCCAACAGACGGAAGACCGGAAAUUGCAGAGCGCGAGCGACACUAAGAACUUUGGCGGAGUCAACACGAUCUACACGCUCAUUGAAGCGGUUGAAGAAAGUGACAUGAUGAAAAACUCACAGUGACUUGGAAACAGUCCAAUUGCCGCCCUCCUUUUUAAAAAAAACAAUUGGCCUGCUUUUUAAAAUAAACCACGAAAUUCAGCCCUGCCUGACCAGAGAUGUGAAUUUAAGAGCAGCGCACUUCUCAAAAAUGUGAACUUCUGAUGAGAGUACGUGCAAAACCUGAGCUUCUUUUACUUACAAAUAAAAACAUUUUAUUGUGUAAAUACAAGAUUUUACAAGACGUACAUUGUUUCUUCAUUUUUACUCGACAGGCAGAAAAAAGUGGCAAUGAUUUU